CUACACUUGUUAGUCCACACGGCGUGUCUAACGAAUGACUACGUUUGUUUUAUCGUGAUUAUCGAACCUUAUCGUGAAUCGUGAGAUCUCGUACUAUUAAUUAGUAAAUUCUGUGUUUUUUGUUCUGGAAAAUACUAAAAUUGACCUGUUUAAUGAAGUGAAGUGUGAAUGUUUGUAAACAAUAUUGUGUUUCCAAACGAAUCGAAAGUGGAAUAUCCUUGGCAAUAACAUACUGCGUUCGAUAUAUCGUGUUUAUUGUUGGGAUCGCUAAUUGCCAAGUGUGUUGAAUAUUCAAUACUCUUUGUGCCUUGUGUCUCAGACUCAAAGAUAGAAUUUAGUGUAUCUGUUUUGUGAAUCUCUGAUAUGCGUUUUCACGAGAUUAUGGCCAAUGGAUCCUCUGAUGCUGAAACCCCCGUGCCCAACGGGUCGUCCUAUGGAACGGGAGACAGAUACACAGCUGCACCGAACGAAAUCUUCGUCAACAGAUCACUCCACCUCGAAAAUGUUAAGUUCUAUGGAUUUGAUAUGGACUACACAUUAGCUGAGUACAAAUCCCCGCAGUACGAAACUUUAGGAUUUAAUUUGACCAAAGAAAGACUGGUACACAAGGGCUACCCCAAGGAAAUAUUAACGUUCGAAUAUGACCCAUCGUUCCCUGUCAGAGGGUUGUGGUUCGACACAUUAUAUGGUAACCUAUUAAAGGUAGACGCGUAUGGAAAUAUUUUAGUAUGUGUACAUGGAUUUGAAUUUUUAAAACACUCUCAAGUAUAUGAAUUAUACCCAAACAAGUUUUUAACAUUAGACGAAUCAAGAGUAUACGUGUUGAACACACUGUUCAACUUGCCUGAGACCUAUCUCAUAGCUUGCCUAAUAGACUUCUUUACAAACUCACCACAAUACACAAGAGAAAAGACUGGAGUAAGAUGCGGAGACUUGGCGAUGUCUUUCAAAUCGAUCUUUCAGGAUGUGCGAAAUGCCGUAGACUAUGUACACAUACACGGAGACCUCAAAUCCAAGACCAUAGAGAAUUUGGACUUGUACCUGAAGAAGGAUGAGAGGCUCCCCAUGUUCAUAUCCAGGAUACGAGAGAGCGGAUCUAAACUGUUCAUACUGACCAACAGCGAUUACAACUUCACAGACAAGAUUAUGAAUUAUCUGUUCGAUUUCCCACAUGGUGCCAAGCCCGGCGAGCCACACCGCAACUGGAAGUCAUACUUCGACUGGAUAGUGGUGGACGCCCGUAAGCCGCUGUUCUUUGGCGAGGGCACCACGCUGCGGCAGGUGGACACACGCACUGGGGCACUGAAAAUGGGACACCAUGUGGGGCCAUUGCACGAGGAGUUGGUGUACUCUGGGGGUUCAUGUGACGUGUUCACUGAGCUGAUCGGCGCGAAAGGCAAAGAUGUAUUAUACAUCGGAGACCACAUAUUCGGCGAUAUCCUCAAGUCGAAGAAGAUCGGCGGCUGGAGGACGUUCCUGAUCGUACCGGAGCUGGUGCAGGAGCUGCACGUGUGGACCGACAAGUGCCAGCUGUUCGCGCAGCUGCAGGACCUGGAUAUACAGCUGGGCGACAUGUACAAAGACCUAGACUCGAGCACGACGGAGAAGCCGGACAUCACGGCGCUGCGCACGGCGAUCCGCGACGUGACGCACAAGAUGGACCUAGCGUACGGCAUGCUCGGCUCGCUCUUCCGCUCCGGCUCGCGACAGACCUUCUUCUCCUCGCAGGUGGUGCGGUACGCGGACCUGUACGCGGCGUCGUUCCUCAACCUGAUGUACUACCCGUUCUGCUACAUGUUCCGCGCGCCCGCCAUGCUCAUGCCGCACGAGUCUACCGUCGCGCACGAGCAGCGGUUCACCGUCACAGCGCCUACUAUUGACAGGACUCGUCAGUCGAUGGUUCCCCGUACGCACAGUAUGCCAUGCGACGACUACUCCGACGAGACGCACACCGACGAGCCUGCCACUGACGACGACAAGGCGGGCGGUGUACCGCACGCUCGGCCGGAGACGCCGCGCCAACUGACGCACACGCACGACGACGACUGCUCCGACGACGACGAGCGUCCGCGACGAGCGUAGUCACGAGCACCCUUGGACAAUGACGGAUGAAACUCGGUCAAUUACGCGUUUUGCCGCCGAGCAGUAUGACGACGGUGACGUUGAUAAAAAGUGAUAUGAUUUAUCGAGCAUAUAACUUAUAGAGCAGUUAUAUUUUUUUGUAUGAAAAUUCCCAACAGUACGCUUCGCCGCUACCUGCGCUCUGAUUGGCCGAUUCUGUAGCGGGCGCGCAGCGAUUGGUGAGCUAUUGUUUCAGCAUGAACGUGAUUUAUAAUAUAUUAUGUAGGAGUUAUACAUAUAAUUACUGGUCAAUUGCAGACAAAUACGUCUUAUUAUGGUUAUAUGCUCGAUAGGAUACUUGCAGAUAUUUGCUAUACUACUAAUGUUUAUUAUCGAAAUGACAUAAUUAUGUCUACAUAAAGCACACAUUUAUAUUUUUUUUAUUUCUUGUAUAAUUGUUAUUUUUUAAUAAUUUUAUUUUGAAUUAUUUUUGUAGCCGUUAUGCUUUUGUAUCUUGUCGCAUUUGAGGCUGGUCACGUUUCCAUAGGUUAUAAUGCAAAUAAUUUUAUUAUUGUUUUGUAUAGCAACACUGUAUUUAUUAUUGUUAUGUUUAGGAAAAAACGUUUUAUA
This is a messenger RNA of Aricia agestis (brown argus), 2691 nucleotides long. RefSeq names its product cytosolic purine 5'-nucleotidase (gene Nt5b). The coding region runs from base 364 to 2082 and encodes 572 amino acids. The record is from RefSeq and is a predicted model, not a curated record. Lineage: Eukaryota; Metazoa; Arthropoda; Insecta; Lepidoptera; Lycaenidae. The transcript has 14 exons. Gene Ontology annotation, molecular function: 5'-nucleotidase activity.